This is a messenger RNA of Ornithodoros turicata, 3111 nucleotides long. RefSeq names its product protein SPT2 homolog. The transcript has 9 exons. Bases 117 to 2000 code for a protein of 627 amino acids. Gene Ontology annotation, biological process: nucleosome assembly; transcription by RNA polymerase I. Gene Ontology annotation, molecular function: DNA binding; histone binding. Gene Ontology annotation, cellular component: nucleolus. NCBI's taxonomy places the organism in Eukaryota, Metazoa, Arthropoda, Arachnida, Ixodida, Argasidae. The record is from RefSeq and is a predicted model, not a curated record.
GUGUCAACGUGUGCGCAGCGCACCUGGUGUCGCGUGUCGACGUCGAAUCCGAGCUGAGCAGCAGGCGAAGUAGUCUCAGGCAUCGUAGGAAUCUGCGAUAGUUUGAUAAAUCUGCUAUGAAUUUUGGACACCUACUGAACGUUGCUGAAAAGAACCGUAGCGUGGCCACCGUUGAGAAAAAUGUUCGGCGCUACACUACAGAGGUGGCACCGGCAAAGAAGCCUCCGAAAAGCAAUGUACAGUCGGCAGCGAUUAGAGCGUUUCUACAACGCAAAGAGCAAGAGGAAAAGCAAAAAGCACUGGACGAACAGAGGAAGAAAGAAAAGCUGCUGGAACUCCGUGCACAGAGCACAAAGUCAAACAAGCGUGCAAAGCUGAUGGCAUCGCGAACUAAGGACAACGACUUCAGCCGCAUCCGCCUGACGGAAGACGAGGAAGAGAUGAGACGUAAGCGUGAAAUGGAGUUGCAUCGCAAGAUGCUCACGGACAAAGUGGAACGCAUGAAGGCACGCAUCGCACUUCAGCAGCAGGAGGAGAGCAUGCCUCACAAACGCAAACGGAGACGUCAUAGCACAGAAGCGGACGGUGAAUUGGCGGAGCAGAAACCACAAGAGAGGAAACCGCGAAAACGAAAGUACGAACUCUACACUGGAGAAGACGAGCCGAAAGAAGAAAAGAAACCGCGCCCGGUGACAAGACCGCCACCACCACCCAUCGUCGACUACCACGAUCUGCUCAAGAUUGCCAAGGUGAAGCAGCACGAACCGGUUCAGGCGGAGAAGGUGGUCGAGAAGCCAAAGGAAGAAUCGAGGCCCCUCACAAAGCGGGAAAAAGAGCGCAGAAUGGAGGAAGAACUGCAUAGGAAAGGUGUUAAACUACAGUCACUGCCACCCAUAAAGAAGAAAUCGUCCACGAGCAGUACAGCGGAUAAGAAACCCGGAAGAGACCAGCCAAACGGAAAGACGCCGCCCUCGAAGGUCCCACAUUCGUCAAAGGUUGCCAACAGCGAGAAAGGAGGAGAAAAAGCAACAAACGGGUGUGCAAAGCAGUCGCUGUUGGAAGCACGUGCAGCCUUGGAGGAGGCGCAACGACGAUUUGACCUUGAGCAGCGUAGGUUGAAGGAAGCGUCGUUGAAGGCAGGUCAGGACGUUUCAUCGACAAGAGAUGACAGAGUGACCAAGAAACCGUCCGCACUAAAUUCAAGCAAGAACCCUCGUCCAGCGCCAUCGUCUACUGGCUUGGCCAAGACCAAAAAAACAGACAGCAAACUGGAUGAAGACACUUACUAUGCUUAUUCCAACAAACCAAAGUCUUCGCUGCAAGAAUCACGUUCCAAAUCCGGUCUUCCAAAGCAUAUGGGUGCUCCGUCUACGAGCAGACCAGCGCCUCCUGUUAGCAAGGGCCAAAAACCGGGAACAGUGAGCUCGUCUUCUCUGGAAAAAAGAAGAGCCGCGGAACAGGGUACAAAAUCGGUGCAGAAAGCAGGCAGCUCUGCGCAGAAGCCUCGGAUUAGUCCAGAGGAGCUCCAGCGGAGGAGAGAAAUGGCACUACGGAUGAAGGAGAAGCUGCAGGAGCGUAAGAUGUCUCCACCACCAGAGAAGAAGAAGAAGAGCUACGAGGAGCAGUACGAGGAUCUCUACCGCAGGCUUCAAGGAACUCAGUACAUUGAGUCAGAGGAGGAGGGAGAAGACGAUGAGUACGAGGAUGAGGAGGAUGACCUCGACGGCUUCAUCGACGAUGGCCCCACAAGUGAAGGCCUUGACUACUCUGAGCAUAUCCGUGAAAUAUUCGGUUAUGACAGGAGAAAAUUUGCAGAUUUUGACGAUGAUGAGGAGGCGCUGGAAUCCAGUUAUGCGCAACAAAUGAAAGAGGAAGUUAGAAGUGCGAGGAUUGGUCUGAAAGAAGAUAUUGAGGACAUGAAGCGAGAAGAGGAAGAGCUUAGGAGAAAGCAACUGAAAAAGUUAGAAAAUCUUAGAAGAAUGCGCCGGAAACUGCGGUGAACUCAGUGGCCUUUUGUGAUAUGUGCAGUCUUUGAAAACUCCAGGUGCAUACCGAUAUAUAUAUAUAGACCUAUACUAUAGAAGGUGCAAUCUUGAAAAGGUUGCAUGAGGUGUGGAAUACGUAUAGUUAUCAUGGUUGAGCUGUUGCUUGUUUUGCACGAAAUUGCGCUACUGUUCAAAUGAGCAUUACCUGCCCCAAUAAAAAUGCUUAAAUAGAUUGUACACUGCAGACCAUUUGUGGUGAAGCACUGCGUGCAGUGAAUAUUUUGCACCUGUAAGAGCCAUAUCUUAAUCGAGCGCAGUGUAUUUACGUAUUGCACAUAGCAUUGCAGCAUGCUCGGGUGGGUGUCCGUAAUCUUCACGUUCAAUACAUAAGUAGUUUGCAUUAUGGAAAAAGCAGUAAAACAAGCCCUUCAAAAAGACCGAUUCAAAUAUUAAAGCAGCAUAGGUAAAAGAUAUUAAUUUUGCUUCUUUUAGUGUUUUAGCAUCACCCUUUCCAAAUGUGUGCUCAUUUUGUAAAUUAUUGCUUAUGAUGAAUUAUUUCUGUUUAUGUUCACCUUAAAAGGUUUGCAGUGUAUUGGGCUUCCUUGACUUAGACACUGAGUAUAAAAUGGUCGCUUGCAUUAUCGGCUGCACCAAUACAAUGCUCUUUGAAGAAAAUCUGACACGUGUCAAGAUGUCAACAGAAAAUCAUUUUCACAACAUCGUAAGCAUUUUAUGAUGUACGAUACGUUAUAUAGUCAUCAACACAUGUCGCUGAAUCGUUUCAGCACCAGUUCGUGAAUCGAGAAACUGGCUGAAGCACAUUUUUCUAGGAUUACUUUUCCUGGUGACGCGUUCUCAGUGUUGCCUACAUUACUGAACAUGGAUUUGAGUCCUACGUAGUCUUGAGUGUUUGAGAACUUGCAUUGCAGCUCCAUCUACAUUUGUGAGAGGGCAUUGAGAUUGUAAAACAUUAUUUUCACACAUUUUGAUACGAAGCCAAAUGUGUUGCCUGGCAGUCUUGCAUUUGCCCCUUUUGAUCUGUGUUAAAAGUGCUUUGCAUCUCACUUGGAAAGCAUCUUGUCAACAGGUUUGCUAAUGGUUGUGUGAAUAAACACAGUAUAUAUAA